Saccostrea cuccullata (small rock oyster) is the source of this 944-nucleotide messenger RNA. RefSeq lists its product as uncharacterized. The annotation marks the transcript as partial. The record is from RefSeq and is a predicted model, not a curated record. Lineage: Eukaryota; Metazoa; Mollusca; Bivalvia; Ostreida; Ostreidae. The transcript has 10 exons.
ACAAACAGGACGAAAGUCUAUGCGAUAAUCGCAGACCUAGCGACGACCUGCGAUCAUCGCAAAGUGCAAGUCCAGAUGACAAUUUUGCUCACUGGGCAGAGCCUAUUGUUGCUUGCGUAAGAAAUUUUAAAAGUGGCACAUUGAUUGUGAAUAGCGCACCAUUUAGAGACGCGCUCUUGGAGGCCGAGAAAUGUCAAGGUCAUUGGGUAGAAGAAAACAUAGACUAUAAAACAGAAGAGGAAAAGCCCCAAAACACAAAUAAAGGGGAUCAGUCAAGGGAGGAACUUAUUUCUGAAUUAAAAUCAGAAGUAGAAAGACUUAGGUUGGCCAACCUUGACCUUGAAAAAGAGGGGACGGCGAGAGGGCUACCUGUACUUCACCCAAUAGAGAUCACUACUGCUAGACCCGAAAAUGUAGCUGAAUUAUUAUCAGAAAUAUACAACACAGAGUGGCAGCCUGCCUUUGAAUUCUUCAUUUACAAGAAAAAACUCAGAGAAAGAGAGGCCACAGAGGAACUGCUUAAAAUUCUUCAGGAUUGUUUUGAAUUCUGUGAAAACCUGUCUAGCGAACAUCUUAGAGAUCUAACCGACACCUUAUUCGUAUACCCCAGUCUACGGAACAAACUGACCAACAAGUUCUUGUUUUUCUUAACGGAAAAACCACAUCUGAAGGCCCAUUUAAAGGCGGUCAAAGUGCAUCCUUUCAUCAAACUUUGUCUGAAGUGCGCGUGGAUUUCUGCCAUACAGGACAGACCAUUAUCAGUAACUUUCAAAGUGAGGCCAGGUUCACCAUUUUCUUCCGAUAUAAUGAUUUCUCGGAAUGCCCCAGCCCCAGAUGUGGACUAUUUAGUGUGGCCAAUUGUGUUCUUGUAUGACAGAGGACCGAUCUUGCUUAAAGGGAUCGUCCAUUGCUCUCAAAAAAGAUGAAUUAUAGUUCAAUUGAAA